Molecule: messenger RNA, 4785 nt
Organism: Lagenorhynchus albirostris (white-beaked dolphin)
Lineage: Eukaryota; Metazoa; Chordata; Mammalia; Artiodactyla; Delphinidae
Gene: DGKH
Product: diacylglycerol kinase eta
Exons: 31
Coding region: 169-3819 (1216 amino acids)
Biological process (GO): diacylglycerol metabolic process; lipid phosphorylation; intracellular signal transduction
Molecular function (GO): protein binding; ATP-dependent diacylglycerol kinase activity
Source: RefSeq, a predicted model, not a curated record
AAGGAGCGAGGGGCGGAUUCUGCGGCCGUGGGAGGCGGUGGUGGUGGCUGCGGCGGCGGCGGCGGCGGCGGCGGCGGCGGCGGCGGGGAGCGGACCGCUCGGAGCUGGACCGAGGAGGAGGAGGAAGAGGUGGAGGGCGGUGCUGUGUCCCCGCAGGAGUCGGAGAGGAUGGCGGGGGCCGGCGGCCAGCACCACCCUUCGGGCGCCGCGGGAGGAGCGGCCGCCGCGGCCGGCGCUGCGGUAGCCCCCGCCACUGCCUCGGCCGGGCCCGGAGAGGAUUCGUCCGACAGCGAAGCGGAGCAAGAGGGACCCCAGAAACUGAUCCGCAAAGUGUCCACUUCGGGGCAGAUCCGGACCAAGACCAGUAUUAAAGAGGGACAGCUGUUGAAGCAAACCAGCUCUUUCCAAAGAUGGAAAAAGCGAUAUUUCAAACUUCGAGGUCGUACACUUUAUUAUGCAAAGGACUCAAAGUCUCUGAUAUUUGAUGAAGUUGACCUCUCAGAUGCCAGUGUAGCUGAAGCAAGCACAAAAAAUGCUAACAACAGCUUCACGAUAAUCACUCCAUUCAGAAGACUAAUGCUUUGCGCUGAGAAUAGGAAAGAGAUGGAAGAUUGGAUCAGCUCGCUGAAGUCUGUACAGACCAGAGAAACUUACGAGGUGGCCCAGUUUAAUGUGGAACAUUUCUCAGGGAUGCAUAACUGGUACGCCUGCUCCCAUGCCCGACCCACUUUCUGUAACGUCUGCCGAGAGAGUCUUUCUGGGGUCACCUCCCAUGGCCUGUCCUGCGAAGUGUGUAAGUUCAAGGCUCAUAAAAGGUGUGCAGUGAGAGCAACAAAUAACUGCAAGUGGACGACCCUGGCCUCCAUCGGGAAGGACAUCAUAGAGAACGAGGAUGGGCUGGCUAUGCCCCACCAGUGGCUCGAGGGUAACUUGCCCGUGAGUGCCAAGUGUGCUGUCUGUGAAAAAACGUGUGGCAGCGUUCUCCGUCUUCAAGACUGGAGAUGCCUUUGGUGUAAAACGAUGGUACACACUGCCUGCAAAGAUUUAUAUCAUCCUAUAUGUCCACUUGGCCAAUGUAGAGUAUCUGUCAUACCUCCAAUUGCACUGAACAGCACCGAUUCUGAUGGUUUCUGUAGAGCAACAUUUUCAUUCUGUGUUAGUCCUCUAUUGGUUUUUGUCAAUUCUAAGAGUGGAGAUAAUCAGGGAGUAAAGUUUCUUCGCCGAUUUAAACAGUUACUAAAUCCAGCUCAGGUGUUUGAUUUGAUGAAUGGCGGUCCUCAUUUAGGUUUAAGAUUAUUCCAGAAGUUUGACAAUUUCCGGAUUCUUGUUUGUGGAGGAGAUGGAAGUGUAGGUUGGGUUUUGUCAGAAAUUGAUAAGCUCAACUUGAAUAAACAGUGUCAGCUGGGAGUACUGCCUCUGGGUACAGGAAAUGACCUUGCCCGGGUUCUUGGCUGGGGAGGCUCAUACGAUGACGACACCCAACUUCCUCAGAUACUUGAGAAGCUGGAACGAGCCAGCACCAAAAUGUUGGACAGGUGGAGUAUAAUGACCUAUGAACUCAAAUUGCCAGCAAAGGCUUCUCUACUUCCAGAACCUCCAGAAGCAUCUGAAGAAUUUUAUAUGACAAUUUAUGAAGACUCAGUUGCAGCUCAUCUUACAAAAAUCCUCAAUUCUGAUGAACAUGCAGUGGUCAUAUCGUCUGCCAAGGUACUUUGUGAAACUGUAAAGGACUUCGUUGCCAAAGUAGAGAAGGCGCAUGAAAAAACGUUGGAAAGAGCUGUUGCAGCCGAUGCCGUGGCCAAUAAAUGUUCAGUUCUAAAUGAGAAGCUUGAACAACUGCUCCAGGCUUUGCACACAGAUUCCCAGGCUAGUCCGGUUCUCCCGGGCAUCAGCCCUCUCAUUGUAGAAGAAGAUCCUGUGGAAUCGUCCAGCGAAGAAUCCUUGUGUGAAAGCAAGGAACAACUCUUGGAUGACACUACAAAACCUUCCUCCCAGAAAACUGUCAAACCGAGGGAAAUAAUGCUGCGGGCAAACAGUUUAAAGAAAGCAGUGAGGCAAGUCAUUGAAGAGGCCGGAAAAGUGAUGGAUGAGCAGACAGUUCACUCCUCUGAACCAGUUAAUCAAUCAUUUGAUUACGAUAGCACAGAAACAGAUGAGUCUAAAGAUGAAUCAAAAGAAGAUGAUGCAAAAGCGUCAUUAACUGUUAAAACUGCACCUCGGUCUCCAGAUGGCCGGGCAAGUCGUUCCCAAACUGACUCUGGCUCUGGUCCUGCUGUGGCAGCCAGUAAAGAAAACCUCCCAGUGCUCAAUACCAGAAUAAUCUGCCCAGGUUUAAGAGCAGGACUAGCUGCCUCAAUUGCUGGGAGUUCUAUUAUCAACAAAAUGUUACUAGCAAAUAUUGAUCCUUUCGGUGCAAUGCCAUUUAUCGACCCAGAUCCAGAUUCAGUAGAUGGAUAUUCUGAAAAAUGUGUCAUGAACAAUUACUUUGGGAUUGGAUUAGAUGCAAAAAUUUCAUUAGAAUUUAAUAAUAAGAGAGAGGAGCACCCUGAAAAAUGCAGGAGCCGAACUAAAAACUUGAUGUGGUAUGGAGUCCUCGGAACCCGGGAGUUACUACAGAGAUCGUACAAGAAUUUGGAACAGAGAGUUCAACUUGAGUGUGAUGGGCAGUAUAUUCCUCUCCCCAGUCUGCAAGGGAUAGCAGUGUUGAACAUUCCCAGCUACGCCGGAGGCACUAACUUUUGGGGUGGAACUAAAGAAGAUGAUAUAUUUGCUGCACCAUCAUUUGAUGACAAGAUCCUGGAAGUCGUUGCAAUAUUUGAUAGCGUGCAAAUGGCAGUUUCAAGGGUCAUUAAACUGCAGCACCAUCGAAUAGCCCAGUGCCGUACAGUAAAAAUCACUAUAUUUGGCGAUGAGGGAGUCCCAGUGCAGGUGGAUGGCGAAGCAUGGGUUCAGCCUCCAGGGAUUAUCAAAAUUGUGCACAAAAACAGAGCUCAGAUGCUCACAAGGGACAGGGCCUUUGAAAGCACUCUGAAAUCUUGGGAAGAUAAGCAGAAGUGUGAUUCUGGUAAACCAGUUCUUCGAACGCAUUUGUACAUCCAGCAUGCAGUUGACCUGGCGACAGAAGAGGUGUCUCAGAUGCAGCUGUGCUCGCAGGCUGCAGAGGAACUCAUCACCAGGAUUUGUGAUGCAGCCACCAUCCACUGUCUUUUGGAGCAAGAGCUGGCGCACGCAGUGAACGCAUGCUCCCACGCACUGAACAAAGCCAACCCACGCUUCCCAGAGAGUCUUACGAGAGACACUGCCACUGAAAUAGCCAUCAAUGUGAAGGCCCUGUAUAAUGAAACAGAGUCUUUACUAGUUGGCAGGGUUCCUUUGCAGUUGGAAUCUCCACAUGAAGAGCGGGUAUCCAAUGCCUUGCAUUCCGUGGAGGUGGAGCUACAGAAAUUAACAGAGAUCCCUUGGCUUUAUUAUAUCUUACACCCAAAUGAGGAUGAGGAGCCCCCCAUGGAUUGCACCAAGAGAAACAGCAGAAGCACAGUAUUUCGUAUUGUGCCCAAAUUCAAAAAGGAGAAGGUUCAGAAGCAGAAGACAAGUUCACAGGCUGUUCAGAAAUGGGGCACAGAGGAAGUUGCUGCUUGGCUGGAUCUGCUCAAUUUGGGAGAGUACAAAGAAAUCUUCAUCCGUCAUGACAUCAGAGGGGCUGAACUCUUGCAUCUGGAAAGGCGAGAUCUUAAGGACCUGGGGAUACCGAAAGUGGGUCAUAUGAAGCGAAUUCUCCAGGGAAUUAAAGAGCUUGGAAGGAGCACACCCCCAGUCUGAGGUGUAAUCAUAUUGGUGCUGUUCCUUGGAAGGAAAGUAAUUGCUACUUAAUACAAAGUCCUUGGGAGCCAUUGGCUCUUCUUGUAGUUUUCUGCCUAGAUAAAUAAGCACCACUGAGGCACCUCUAUGGCUUGAUAUGGGUGAAAAGUUUGAUUUGAGGUAUUAGAAAAUAUUUUGUGCCACAAAAAUACAUUCCACAAAGCCAUUUUCUUAUUGUGCAAACCUGACACAUUCAAAUUUGCUCAUAUUAGUAAAAAGGUGGGAGGAAUCUGAGACAAUUGCAUUGUCCAAAAGGUGGAAUUGCACAAUGUUUACUUUCCUUUAACCUGGUCAGAUGGAAUGUUCUUACCGUGCAAACACAUAACAAUAUGUAGCUGAAAUUUCUUGGGUUUCAUUAUUGGAGGCAUUGGCUUCUUACUUAAAAUCACUGGCUAGAAGACUAAGAUGUAAAUUAAGUGGUGUUUUGAAUUGGUAUCACCUCAGAUUCCUAGCUCUCAGUGGUCAAAGAAUAUGGUUAAAACCCCUCAAAUACUAUGAAUGAAUGCAAAUCUUAAUGCACGAUGUUCCUGCCUGAAUUGUCUUUCUGUUUCUUGCAUGUCACAUUUAAUAUGUAACACUUAGCUUUAAUGUCAGUUUUAAUGGAAUUUAAUUUAUUACUACCUAAGUACCUUUUGGUUGGCUAAAGGCACUUUUCUGUUCUUUGAUGUGGAAUUUUGCAUAAAUAUUCUAUAUCUAAGAAUUUGUGAACAUGUGUCUGUGCCCUAAUCAACAAAUGAUAUAUAUCUUAUGCAAGCCAAUUUUAUACCAACCUAUCAUAAACAGUAGGUGUGCACAUUAAGAAAAUUCUCUGGAUAUUUUCAUAAAAUUAUAUGUUCUGUUGCCUAACAAAACUUACUAUAGCUCUCCGUACCAAAAUUCCCACAUUCUGUUUUAAAUUUUUCAUUUCAAUUAAAUAAUUAUUUAAUA